Ceratosolen solmsi marchali is the source of this 2127-nucleotide messenger RNA. Its product is annotated as ATP-binding cassette sub-family F member 1. The transcript has 6 exons. Lineage: Eukaryota; Metazoa; Arthropoda; Insecta; Hymenoptera; Agaonidae. The record is from RefSeq and is a predicted model, not a curated record. The coding region runs from base 174 to 2057 and encodes 627 amino acids. Gene Ontology annotation, molecular function: ATP hydrolysis activity; ATP binding.
UAGUUGCGAAAAGAAUCAUGAAUUUGAUAUUUCAUAGUCGUUACUAGAUGAAACGAAGCAGGAUCAAGUUAACGUGACAUCUUUACGAUAUUUUUGAUCAAGUUAUAGUCGUUUUAACGUGCUGCUACGACCAACAAUAAAGUUCUUUAGUAUCAAAAUUAAAAUCUCAAAACAUGUCGGAUCUGGAACAGAACAUUGCCGAUUUAGAAAUCGAAGGAACAGGCAAGAAAAAGCUAACUCACAAAGAAAAAAAAAAAUUAAAGAAAAGGCAAGAUUAUGAAAAAACCAUUGAAAUGUUGACGAAAACUGGUGGUCAGGGGCACAGUGAAUUAGAGUCGAAUUUUACUGUUUCUCAAAGAGCAACCCAAAAUCGUGGUGGUCAACAGCUGGAAAAUGCUGUAGAUAUUAAAAUUGAAAAUUUCAGUAUCGCGGCAAAAGGCAAAGAAUUGUUCACUAACGCUACUCUUCUCAUUGCACAAAGCAGACGGUAUGGUCUGGUAGGUCCUAACGGACAUGGGAAAACUACGUUAUUGCGUCAUAUCGCAAAGAGGGCAUUUAAUAUUCCUCCGAAUAUUGAUAUUCUUUACUGUGAACAAGAAGUUAUAGCUGAUGACACUUCAGCGGUACAAGUGGUAUUGAAAGCCGAUGUUAAAUGUAAUGAUUUAUUACAAGAAUGCAAAGAAUUGGAAGAGCAAGUAGAGCAAGGUAAUUCCGAAGCUGAAAGCAGAUUGUCGAAAGUGUACGAAGAAUUAGAAGCUAUAGAAGCUUAUUCGGCGGAACCUAAAGCACGUAGAAUCCUUGCUGGUUUAGGAUUCAGUAAACAGAUGCAAGAUCGAGCGACAAAACACUUUUCCGGUGGUUGGCGUAUGAGAGUAUCUUUAGCAAGAGCAUUGUUUUUAGAACCUACAUUAUUAUUGUUGGACGAACCAACAAAUCAUUUAGAUUUAAAUGCUGUUAUUUGGCUAGAUAAUUAUUUACAAAGUUGGAAAAAAACGUUAUUGGUUGUGUCUCACGACCAAAGUUUUUUAGAUAAUGUUUGUACAGAUAUUGUACAUUUAGAUCAACAAAAAUUAUUUUAUUAUAAGGGUAAUUAUAGUAUGUUCAAAAAAAUGUAUACUCAAAAAAGUAAAGAAAUGAUCAAAGCUUACGAGCAGCAAGAGAAACGCUUAAAGAAUUUAAAAUCUCAGGGUCAGAGUAAGAAACAAGCAGAGAAAAAACAAAAGGAAACCCUUACGAGAAAGCAGGAGAAAAAUAAGACCAAAAUUCAGAAGCAGGAAGAAGAUGUUGGACCAACAGAACUAUUACAAAAGCCAAGAGAAUAUGUUGUUAAAUUCAGUUUUCCGGAUCCACCACCGCUUCAACCUCCUAUUCUAGGGCUUCACAAUGUAACGUUUGCUUAUAAUGGCCAGAAGCCUUUACUAAUCGAUGCUGAUUUUGGAAUAGAUUUGAAUUCGCGUAUUGCUAUUGUAGGACCUAAUGGCGUUGGCAAAACAACAUUUUUAAAAUUAUUAGUUGGUGAAUUAAUACCGACAAAAGGAGAACUUAUUAAGAAUCAUAGAUUGAGGAUAGGAAGAUUCGACCAACAUUCUGGAGAGCAUCUCACGGCUGAAGAAACUCCAACCGAAUAUUUAAUGCGUUUAUUCGAUCUUCCGUAUGAAAAAGCACGAAAGCAGUUAGGAACUUUUGGCUUAAGUUCUCAUGCACAUACCAUUAAAAUGAAAGAUCUGUCUGGUGGACAAAAAGCACGAGUUGCUUUAGCUGAACUUUGUCUUAAUGCACCCGAUGUGCUUGUUUUGGACGAGCCCACAAAUAAUUUGGAUAUAGAAUCUAUCGAUGCCUUGGGUGAAGCAAUAACCAGAUAUAAGGGUGGUGUCGUUAUUGUUUCUCACGAUGAGCGACUUAUUAGAAACACGGAGUGCUGCUUAUAUGUAAUGGAAACUCAGUCGAUUUAUGAAUUUGAUGUUGAUUUUGACAAGUAUAGAAAGGAAUUGCUUGAAAGUUUGGGAGAAUGUAUUAAUAACCCAAGUAUCACAGCAAAUGCUGCUAUUGUUCAGUGAUUUGUAAAUGGAAUAUUUAUACUUAUAGAAAAAUGAAAAAGAUGUUUUAACAUAUUGAUUUAUAGUAAGA